Messenger RNA from Saccharomycopsis crataegensis, 381 nucleotides. Its product is annotated as LYR motif-containing protein 2. The record is from RefSeq and is a predicted model, not a curated record. The transcript has 2 exons. NCBI's taxonomy places the organism in Eukaryota, Fungi, Ascomycota, Saccharomycetes, Ascoideales, Saccharomycopsidaceae. The coding region runs from base 1 to 381 and encodes 126 amino acids.
AUGCUUAGAGCUCUCAAACAUUUCUCAAGAUAUUAUUCAAAUGGUCCUCGUAUAGGAAAUGUGAAAGCUUCAACAAUUCCCAAGAGAAAAAACCGACCAUGGGAUGAUAAAUCAAUUCCAUCGCUUGAAGACUUCAUGUUUCAAAGAAAGGUAUUCAAGUUAUAUCGAGCCAUAGUGAGAGCUGCCAACCAAGCCCCUGAUAAAUUGAUGGCCAAGGAACUUAUUGAAUAUGCUAAAGGAGAAUUUCUAGUUUCCAAAAAUGUUAGUGACAAACAUGAGAAGAGAUACUUACUUUCAAUGGGACAAAAUCAGUUUAGGGAUACUUGCAAAGGGAUUGGCUUCUCCUUUCCAAUAAAUAUUGAUUUCAAUGAUAUCAAGUGA